Molecule: messenger RNA, 2703 nt
Organism: Closterium sp. Naga37s-1
Lineage: Eukaryota; Viridiplantae; Streptophyta; Zygnematophyceae; Desmidiales; Closteriaceae
Source: the annotation of a GenBank genome assembly
AUGGGGCCCAGCCCAGUCCCCUCCGCCCACCGCGCCACGUGCGACAGCAGCCAAUUCUCGUCGUUGCAGCCCGCGGCGGGCGGCGGACAGCGGCAGGCGCGGGGCCAGGGGAAGCAGCAGCAGCAGGUGCAGUACACGCGGCGGCAAGUGAGCGCUAGCAGCAGCGCUGCCAGCGGCAGCAGUGGCAGCAGUGGCAGCAGUGGCGGCAGCAGUGGCAGCGGUGGCACGCACCCCUCGGGCAGUGAGGACUGGGGGAGCCAUGACACGGAUGAGUGUGAGCGGGGGGGCGAGCAGGAGCAAGUGGUGAGCACGAGGUACACUUGGAGGUGCGGACGGUCUGGAUCCGAUGCUGUGGUUGGGGUGGGGAGGGCUGCAGGGAAGGAGAGGGCGGAGAACGAAGGGCUGAUCCUGGCCCUUGGUUGCGUUGAUGCGGGUGGUGCAGGGAAUGGGACUGGCGUGCAGGUGCAGAGUCGUGGCAGGGGAGGCAGUGCUGCCAGGGGGCGGAAACGGAAGAGUGCAGCAAAGACGACAUGGGGGAGGGGGAAGAAGGCGAGGAGCGCAAGUAAGAAGCGCCGCAGCAGAGCAGGUAGCAGCGAUGGGUCAGAUGGUGGGGAGGAGGACGAGGAUGCAGUCAGCGAGGAAGAUGGGGAGAUGGAUGAGGGGGGUGGGACGCAGGAGGCGGAGCACGAGGAAAGGGAUGCGGGCGGCGAGGACGAUGGGGAGAGCGGUGAGGAGGAUGGGACGCAAGAGGAAGGCGAGGAGGAAAGCGAGGGGGACGAGGAGGACAGGGAGGGGGACGAGGAGGACAAGGAGGGGGACGAGGACAAUGAGAAGGCGGUGGCUCAAGUGAAGCGCAUGCUGAAGCUGUACAGCCUGUUCAACCGGCGGGCCAUCAAGACGGAGGAUGACCGCGUGACCAAGGAGCGCAGGAGGCUGGGGUUGAUUGGCCCCAACGAUGAGCCGAUACCCAAGAGCAAGCUCAAGGGGAAGGCCAAGAACGUGCGGGUUCCCAGCAAGCGCCCCGACCUCGUUGCCCUCAAAGUGAUGCUGGAAAAGGGGUUACUGCAGAAGACGAGAACUGUUGGCGCCAUUGCAGGUGUGCGUGUGGGCGAUCGCUUCUUUGCUCGAGCCGAAAUGGUUGUGGUGGGCUUGCACAGGCACUGGCUCAACGGCAUUGACAUCAUUCCUCAAGCCGAGAGCCCUUAUGACAAGUCCAUCGCGGUGGCUGUGGUGGUCUCUGGAGGAUACGAGGACGAUGAGGACGAGGCGAGCCGCAUUUGGUACACGGGGCAGGGCGGCAACGACCUUUUGGGCUCACGAAAGCAAGUGGCCAACCAAGUUCUGCGAUCCGGAAACCUGGCUCUCAUGAAUAGCAUUAAGGUGAAGAACGAUGUGAGAGUCAUUCGAGGGCACAACUGCAAGAAGUCCGACACGGGACGGGCUUUCACAUACGAUGGGCUUUACAAGGUGAAGCAAAAUCAGUAUGUGCGUGGCGAGCAAGGCUUCUUCGUCUACAAAUUCCUUCUCGUUCGCAACCCCGGCCAGCCGCCUCUCACGACUGACCAGGUUCGCUUCAUGCGCGGCCAGAUCCCAACGAGCGUGAACAGAGCAUCAGAUGUUGUGUGCGCGGACCUCUCAAAUGGCAAGGAGAGGCUUCCUGUCCCCGUUACCAACUGCAUCGACACUCCACCCACCAUGCCACCCGCAUUCGAGUACGUGACGGGGCGCAUCAUGCCCACGGGGCUCAAGCUGCAUGGAGGGGCGCACAAGUGCGAGUGCAAGGGGGCGUGCAGGAGUGAGAGCAAGUGCGCGUGUGCCAAGAGGAACCGUGACGGCUUUCCCUACGUGCAAGGAGGAAGGUUGGUCAAAGCGCGCGGCAUCGUGUUGGAGUGUGGCCCCGCGUGUGGCUGCGGCCCAGCUUGUAAUAACCGAGUUGGCCAGCAAGGCCUGCGCUUCCGCCUUGAGGUGUACAAGACGGCGCACAAAGGGUGGGCGGUGCGGUCGUGGGACUUCAUCCCGGCGGGGGCGGUGGUGUGCGAGUACGUGGGCGACGUGCUGCCAUACGAGCGGCUCAAUCACGUGGAGGACGACAUGUACGUCAUCAGCAUCGACACCGUUCGCACCGCCAAGCUCGGCACGCAGGGCAGAGAUCCCAUGUUUGAGGACUUGGAGCAUGCACUGGAGGAGCAAGCCAAGGCCAAGCCGAGUGCCAAAAAUCAUCGUGCAACGGGAAAGGCGAGCAAGGAGGGCGGGGAGGGCGGGGAGGGCAGGGAGCACGAGGAGGUGCACUACGCCAUCGACGGGCUGCGGCGUGGCAAUGUGGCGCGCUUCAUCAACCACAGCUGCUCGCCCAAUCUCUUCUACCAGUCCGCCCUCUGGGACCACAAGCGCCCCGAGCUCUCCCACCUCCUCCUCGUCGCCUCUGAGAACAUCCCCCCGCUAACGUCCCAUUGUUUCUGUUUCCACACCCUCCUGGCCCUGCUUUUAGUCUGCCCAAGUCCCUCUGCUCCUCUCUCCACUCUCUCCCUGCCCAAGUCCAUAUGUCCUCCCUCCACUCUCUCCCUGCCCAAGUCCAUGUGUCCUCCCUCCACUCUCUCCCUGCCCAAGUUUAUCUGUCCUCUCUCCACUCUCUCCCUGCCCAAGUUCAUCUGUCCUCUCUCCACUCUCUCCCUGCCCAAGUUCCUGCCCGGAAUCACGAACUGA